UAUAAAAUUUUUUUAAAAAUCUGUUUUCAGAGAACAGAAGUGUCGGUUUAAGGCUGAGAGAGAAACCGGGGACCACCUCUCCCUUCACACUAUAUAUUGGAGGCGUGUUCAAGACAAUGCGGCUCAGUCACUGUGUCAUUUAGUGGUGACACACUUGUGAAACACCUGACUGCUCACAACUGCCCGUCAGUCUUUCACUAAGAUGUUCAGGUGGGUUGUGAUCUCAUGGGCUCUCUUGGCCCUGGUUGGUGCAGAUGAGUGUCCAGAUGGAGGCCGUUGUGAAGACGGUCAAACCUGCUGCAAUGACCCGGCUAGUGGAUAUGAAUGCUGCCCGUUUGAUCAGGCUGAGUGCUGUGAGGAUCACAUCCACUGCUGUCCUGCUGACACAGUCUGUGAAACAGCCACAUCCAGCUGUGUGAAUGCCACUGUGACCAUCCCCUGGGUGGAAAGAGCCUCUGCUGAUCAACCCAGGCUCUCCAAAUCCUUCAGGAUGAUCAAGUCUUACAUGGGGGAUGACGACGACAACAUCUGUCCCGAUCUGUCACAGUGUCCAGCUGAGUUUUCCUGCCUAAAGGCUUUGACAAGGUUUGGUUGCUGCCCACUAGCUCAGGGUGUCUCCUGCUCUGAUGGGAAACACUGCUGUCCUGAGGGUCAUCAGUGCAGCGCUGACAGCCGCUCCUGCAUCAAAAAAGACAUUGUGACUACAGUUAUUUGCAAGGACGGAGUGUCAGAGUGUCCAGAUGAAACCACCUGCUGUGAAACUCCAGAAGGCACAUGGGCAUGCUGCCCAAUUCCAAAUGCUGUGUGCUGCAGUGAUAAGAUACACUGCUGCCCUGAUGGAACCACAUGUGAUGUCGAACACUCCAAAUGUAAUUCCUUAUCUACCGAUAAAGUGCUGCCGAUGUGGGCCAAGCUGCCUGCCAGGAUGAGAGCAGACUGGGAGAACCUGAAAGUGGUUGAACAAGUGACUGCUGGAACAGUCAAUGAUGUUGGAGCAGAAAAAGUCCUUGAAGUCACCACAGCCAAUGGGGUUCCUCCUUCUGAAGAGGAAGUGUCUACAUCAUCUGUUACUAAGGCAGCUGCGGGUAAUGACGUCCCCUGCAAUCAGACAGCAGCUUGUCCUGAUGGUACUACCUGCUGCAAAACAAAAGAAGGAGAAUGGGCCUGUUGUCCUCUGCCAGAGGCCGUUUGCUGUGAAGACUUCGUUCACUGCUGUCCAAAGGGUAAGAAAUGUAACGUGGCAGAACAAACCUGUGAGGAUGACACAUGCUCCGUCCCGUGGGCUGAGAAAGUACCCACAAUCCCCCGGUCGGACGUACAGGUAAAGGAUGUCCCCUGUGACGACACCGUAGGGUGUCCUGACGGCACUACCUGCUGUAAAACCAAAGAAGGAGGCUGGGCCUGUUGUCCUCUGCCAGAGGCUGUUUGCUGUGAAGACUUCGUGCACUGCUGUCCAAAGGGUAAGAAAUGUAACUUGGAAGCACAAACCUGUGACGAUGGCUUCAGCUCUGUGCCAUGGGCCAAAAAAGUGCCCUCAAUCCCCCGGUCGGACAUACAGGUAAAGGAUGUCCCCUGUGACGACACCGUAGGGUGUCCUGACGGCUCUACCUGCUGUAAAACCAAAGAAGGAGGCUGGGCCUGUUGUCCUCUGCCAGAGGCUGUUUGCUGUGAAGACUUCGUUCACUGCUGUCCAAAGGGUAAGAAAUGUAACUUGGAAGCACAAACCUGUGACGAUGGCUUCAGCUCUGUGCCAUGGGCCAAAAAAGUGCCCUCAAUCCCCCGGUCGGACGUACAGGUAAAGGAUAUCCCCUGUGACGACACCGUAGGGUGUCCUGACGGCACUACCUGCUGUAAAACCAAAGAAGGAGGCUGGGCCUGUUGUCCUCUGCCAGAGGCUGUUUGCUGUGAAGACUUCGUGCACUGCUGUCCAAAGGGUAAGAAAUGUAACUUGGAAGCACAAACCUGUGACGAUGGCUUCAACUCUGUGCCAUGGGCCAAAAAAGUGCCCUCAAUCCCCCGGUCGGACGUACAGGUAAAGGAUAUCCCCUGUGACGACACCGUAGGGUGUCCUGACGGCACUACCUGCUGUAAAACCAAAGAAGGAGGCUGGGCCUGUUGUCCUCUGCCAGAGGCCGUUUGCUGUGAGGACUUUGAGCACUGCUGUCCAAAGGGUAAGAAAUGUAACCUGACAGCACAGACCUGUGACGAUGGCACCCGCUCCGUGCCGUGGACCGAAAAAGUGCCCUCAAUCCCCCAGCAGAUUGUACAGGUAAAGGUUGUACCCUGUGACGACACCGCCAGUUGUCCGGAUGGCUCUACCUGCUGUAAAACCAAAGAAGGAAAAUGGGCCUGUUGUCCACUGCCUGAGGCGGUUUGUUGCGACGACCAUGAGCACUGCUGCCCUGCUGGCACCACCUGUGAUUCAACCAGCCUCAGCUGUCAGGGCCCGUCAGCCUCAGUUCCCAUGAAGCAGAAGGUGCCUGCGUUUUCCACUGCAGCACCAACUACAGCCAGCCAAGCCCAGGUGACCGAGCAGGAGGAUGAAAAGGAGGAGCCCGUGGAGGAGAAUAAAGAAAUAGAAGGCAAGAUUCAGUGCGACCCUAGAACCAGCUGCCCUCAGUCGUCUACCUGCUGCUUCGUGGUGGCCUCUCGGCAGUGGGGCUGCUGCCCGCUGCCUCAGGCGGUGUGUUGUGCUGAUGGAAGCCACUGCUGUCCUCAAAACUACAAGUGUAAUGAGCAAGCGACCUCAUGUGUCAAGGGAGAAGUGGAGAUACCGUGGUACACCAAGCUUCCAGCCCUCACCAGCGACCAGUCUGAUCUCAGCGCUGUGCAGUGCGACGGCGGGACUCAGUGUCCUGAACACACCACCUGCUGCAAGCUGGCCACGGGCGAGUGGGGCUGCUGCCCGCUGGAAAAUGCGGUUUGCUGCUCAGAUAAGAAGCACUGCUGCCCGCAGGACUUCAUCUGCAAUGAGGCAUCCAACUCCUGCCAGAGGCUCAUCACUCUGGAAGUGGAGAUGGUCCCUCUGACUCCGGUUUAUCUGCCUGACCAGCCUCUGCCCAGUCCUUUAACGCACGGAGACAUCCCAUGUGACGAGAAGACCAGGUGCAAAGAUGGACAAACCUGCUGCAGGACGUCCACCACCACCUGGGGCUGCUGUCCAUCUCCUAACGCGGUUUGCUGCAGCGACAUGAGGCACUGCUGUCCCAACGGCUCCUCCUGCACUGAGGAAGGCUCCUGCAUCGAGGACCCCUUCCUCUACUGGUCCAACUGGCACGUGUUCCUCGCCAACAAGAAGAGAGGUCUACUUCUGUGAAAACAACCCCCUACACUGUCAUUUGUUUCUGCCUGCAGCUUACUAAUGGAAGAAAACAUAAAGGGGUUUAAAGGGUGAUUUUUAAACGCUUUGCUCUCUACGUAGCUAAAUGGUAAAUGUUGACAGAGACACUAUGAAACUGAAAUGAAAUGUUCUGCGAUCUUGAAGUGGCAAGUUUCUAAAUGUGGAUUUAAAAACUGCACAGAUUCUUGUUAUUUUAAGCGCACACAGUUUGUUACUUGAAACUCUACUCCAACUGCUGAGAACACAGCUGAAACACCACAGGUGAAAUGAUUUUAUUCACUGUCACUUCCUGUUUGCUCGUCUGCCGCUGCCUUGUUUUGAAAAGUGCACUUAUUUAUAAUCAGUUUGGGGCUAAAUUUGAUAGAUGUUGUUUUAUUGUUUUAAAUAUGACAUGCUGAAUGAACAGUUGAGUCUGUUUUUAAACUGUGUUACAUUCAUGAAGCCGAAUCCUUUGGUGACAUACUCUCAUUGAUAAUUACUCUUUUAUCAUCUUACUGGAAUUGUGUGAUCCUGUGCAUUUUGUAAUAAUGUGCAAUAAUGUAAGGUAACAGGACACAAAUAAUAAAAAAAUCAGGCUUGAUGCAGCUUUACCUCUUGAGAAGUCAGAUAGAUCUCUACAUUUUCCAUAAAACCAAUAAACAAAUGACAACAACAAAA
This is a messenger RNA of Acanthochromis polyacanthus (spiny chromis), 3997 nucleotides long. It is a transcript of the gene grna, whose product is annotated as granulin a. NCBI's taxonomy places the organism in Eukaryota, Metazoa, Chordata, Actinopteri, Pomacentridae. The record is from RefSeq and is a predicted model, not a curated record. Gene Ontology annotation, cellular component: extracellular region. The transcript is spliced from 18 exons. Bases 203 to 3316 code for a protein of 1037 amino acids.